ACUCAUGUCAUUCGCCAUUUUCAUUUUUUACCAUACGGGUGUUUUCUUUGGCUGUGAACAGAAAACAUAAUAGUGAAUCAAAUUUUUUAAUAAAAAUGGAGAUGUCUUUAAAUCCUGUACGUGUUCUCAAAAAUGAGGCACAAGAAGAGAAAGCCGAGAUGGCUCGUCUAUCUUCUUUCAUAGGCGCCAUUGCUAUUGGAGAUUUGGUUAAAAGUACCUUGGGCCCUAAAGGUAUGGACAAAAUCUUGGUGGCCCAUGGUCGCGAAGCUGGCAAAGUGAGCGUUACCAAUGAUGGUGCUACUAUUUUGCGUUCUGUUGGUGUUGACAAUCCUGCAGCCAAGAUUUUAGUCGAUAUGUCUCGUGUCCAAGACGAAGAAGUUGGCGAUGGCACUACUUCCGUUACUGUAUUAGCUGCUGAACUUUUGCGUGAAGCUGAAAAGCUGAUUGAUCAAAAGCUUCAUCCACAAAUUAUUAUUGCUGGUUGGCGUAUGGCCACCAAGGUGGCUCGUGAAGCUCUUAUCCAAUCCUCACAAGACAACUCUGCCAAUGAUGCUAAAUUCAAAGAAGAUCUUAUGAAUAUUGCCCGCACUACAUUGUCCUCAAAGAUUUUGCAUCAGCACAAGGACUUCUUUGCCAAUUUAGCUGUCGAUGCUGUUUUGCGCUUGAAGGGCUCUGGUGAAUUACACGCCAUUCAAAUCAUUAAGAAGAGCGGUGGUACCUUGGAUGAUUCAUUUUUGGAUGAAGGUUUCUUGCUGGACAAAAAACCAGGUGUACAUCAACCACAGAGAAUUGAAAAUGCUAAAAUUCUCAUUGCCAACACCCCUAUGGACACUGACAAAAUCAAAGUGUUCGGCAGUACCAUUAAGGUCGACAGCUUAGCAAAGAUUGCUGAUUUGGAAUUGGCCGAAAAAGAGAAAAUGAAGGAUAAAGUACAAAAGAUCUUAAAUCACAACUGUAACGUAUUCAUCAAUCGUCAAUUGAUUUACAACUAUCCCGAACAAUUGUUUGCCGAUGCUGGUGUUAUGGCCAUUGAACAUGCUGACUUUGAUGGCAUUGAACGUUUGGCUUUGGUUACCGGAGGUGAAAUUGUAUCGACUUUCGAAAAUCCCGCUUUGGUGAAAUUGGGUGAAUGUGAUGUGAUUGAACAAAUUAUGAUUGGAGAAGACACUCUCAUGCGUUUCAGUGGUGUUAAAUUGGGUGAAGCUUGUACCAUUGUUAUUCGUGGUGCUACACAACAAAUUUUGGAUGAAGCCGAUCGUUCGUUGCAUGAUGCUUUGUGCGUUUUGGCUGCUACCGUUAAGGAGUCACGUAUUAUUUAUGGUGGUGGUUCUUCGGAAGCUUUAAUGGCCAACGCUGUAUUUAAAAAGGCUGCUGAAACCGCAGGCAAGGAAGCUAUUGCCAUGGAAGCAUUUGCACGUGCUCUUUUGGCUUUACCCACUGCUAUUGCUGACAAUGCUGGCUACGAUUCCGCUCAAUUGGUUUCCGAAUUAAGAGCUGCUCAUGCCCAAGGCAUUGCAACAGCUGGCCUUGAUAUGGACAAGGGCAAAGUGGGUGAUAUGAAGGAAUUAGGCAUCACCGAAUCAUUUGCUGUUAAACGUCAAGUCCUUUUGUCAGCCGCUGAGGCCGCCGAAAUGAUUUUACGUGUAGAUAACAUUAUUAAGUGUGCACCCAGAAGACGUGUACCCGAUCGUGGCUAUUGUUAAGCUAUUCUUUUUUUUACUUUUCCAUCAUCCUUUGCAUAAAAACUCAUGAUGUUCUCCACAUUUUAUAAACUACUUAAUUUAAUCAAUCACUUUUUUGUUAAAAAAAAAAACAAACUAACGUUUAUUUAAUUAACACCCCUGAUCCUGCUGUUAUGAAUUCUUUAUUUUUAAUUGUAUUAUCUUUUUGAUUCAUUUAAUGUUCUAUGUUUAAAAUCUCUUCUUUUAAUCAUUUUAACUUACUUGGCGAAUAAAGUCAGCUUAGCUUG
Molecule: messenger RNA, 1969 nt
Organism: Calliphora vicina (urban bluebottle blowfly)
Lineage: Eukaryota; Metazoa; Arthropoda; Insecta; Diptera; Calliphoridae
Gene: CCT2
Product: chaperonin containing TCP1 subunit 2
Exons: 4
Coding region: 96-1703 (535 amino acids)
Biological process (GO): protein folding
Cellular component (GO): chaperonin-containing T-complex; cytosol
Molecular function (GO): ATP hydrolysis activity; ATP-dependent protein folding chaperone; ATP binding
Source: RefSeq, a predicted model, not a curated record